CAGCAAUAUGUUCCCCCGUCACCACGAAACCCACACUUCCAGCACCCCAACCAGCCAGUCAGCCACCGCCAUCACCACCAACCGAGAAUGGCAAAUGAAGAAGCCGACAGCCAAAGCCACUCAACUCCGUUCACCACGAAAACUUACAAUUCAACCUCCGCCGAUGGUGGGAGUAUCGAUGUAGUCCGCCGUCCGCGCGGUCGCCCACCUGGCUCCAAGAACAAACCCAAGACGCCGGUUAUCAUCACACAAGACUCCGAGCCAUCUAUGAGCCCUUAUGUUCUCGAAAUUUCCGACAACACUGACAUCGUCGAAGCCGUUACUCGGUUUUGCAGAAAGCGAAAUAUGGGGCUCUGUGUACUUCACGGAAAUGGGGUUGUUGCAAAUGUUUCCCUCAAACAACCGUCGUCAACUCCCGGCGCUGUCGUUACAUUUCAUGGGCAUUUCAAUAUAUUGUCGAUUUCCGCUACUGUUUUGCCGGGAAAUAUUCCGGCGAUGGACGACGGUUUCAAAAUAUCUCUGGCAGGGCCGCAGGGUCAGGUUGUAGGCGGGCUCGUGGUGGGGCCGUUGCUCUCCGCUGGAACUAAUUAUCUGAUCGCCUCCACGUUUAAUAGUCCAUCUUUUCAGAGUUUGCCACUUGAACAUGAUCACCGACACUCCGGUGAGGAGCGGCAGAAGGAGCUUUCUGGGUUGGGAGAUGGUGGCCCUACGCAGCCUGGGGCUGCUGACUCUAGUAGAAUUCCCUCUUACAGUUAUCAAUCUUCUGAAGUGAUUUGGGCACCCGCCGCUAGACAGCCACCACCACCACCUUACUGAUUUAUGACUUCAUUCUGUUGGUGUUUGAUCUUAUUGAGAAAAUUUGUCAGCUUUUUUUUUAAUUAGGGUACAUUUGAUUGCAACGAAUUUCAUGAAAGAAGUUACUUCUGAAGAAUUCGUUUUUUAUCUUAACU
This is a messenger RNA of Olea europaea var. sylvestris, 950 nucleotides long. Its product is annotated as AT-hook motif nuclear-localized protein 17-like. The transcript has a single exon. Gene Ontology annotation, molecular function: DNA-binding transcription factor activity; minor groove of adenine-thymine-rich DNA binding. Lineage: Eukaryota; Viridiplantae; Streptophyta; Magnoliopsida; Lamiales; Oleaceae. The record is from RefSeq and is a predicted model, not a curated record. Bases 88 to 816 code for a protein of 242 amino acids. Gene Ontology annotation, cellular component: nucleus.